AGCCGCCGAGCCAGUUCCGAGCGCUCAGUCCCGCCGGGCUGCUGCUGCGGGGAGCCGCCCGCCGCGGGGGACCGCUCGCUGCACCGCACGGUCAGCUCGGGCUGCGGGCAGCAGUGCCAGAGCGGGGGCGGCUCCUUGGCUGGACUGUGGGGCUCCUGGCCGUGCCCGAAGCCCUUCACCUCCUACCUUCAAGCUCAGGAAGGAGGCGGAUUUUCUUCAGCUUGGCUCCGCUGCCCCCCAGAGAUGGUGGGCCACCUGCACCUGCAAGGAAUGGAAGAGAGUCUGAAAGAGAAGAGCCGGGAGGGCCUGCUGGACAGUCCGGAUUCUGGGCUGCCUCCCAGCCCUAGCCCCCCUUUCUACACCCUGGCUCCCGGGAUCAUUGGGGGCAGCAGCACGGGGACGGAUCACCCAGGACAUGGGCCCAGAAAGGAAGCCAAGGAAGGCAAAGUGAUGCCUUACCUUCUUGUGAACUCUUCUGUGCCAGAGAUGAGGCCUCGAAUGUUCCCGGUGUUCUUUGGCGAAAGCAUUGAGGUCAACCCUGAACCUGUGCAGGAAAUUAGAUGCAACUCGGAGGUGAAAUAUGACUCAGAGAAACACUACAGGGACGACAUCUUCUACGGACCCAUCCCCACCAUAACUGCCUACAGCGAGACGGUCAUCGCCACGCCAAACUGCACCUGGAGGAACUACAAGUCGCAGCUGAUCUUCGAGCCCCGACAGAAGCCCCUGCGGUUCCAGAGCACAACCAUCAUCUUCCCCAAACGCACCAAGAACAUUUACCGAACCACCCUCACCUACAGCCUGGGCUGUGCCAAGCGCUGGUUCGCAUCCAGCGUGCAGCUGGAGCUGUGCGAAGAAACCAGCCCCUGCGUCAUCUACAGCGAGACCCUUUCGUCCGCCCGUGGGGGGCUCUGACGACCACAAGGCCGCGUCCUUCGCUGGCCUCUCCGGACAGACAGAUUUGGCCAGGUGCCUUCAUUGAUGGCAACGGGCCCUUGACUACUAGCGGCUGGGCGUGCGUGGUCUUAGACGCAUCUGAACUGCUCCAAGAGGAGGCCUAGAGGGGUCGUACUCUUUAUGGAUUUGGUCAGCACAAGGCUGGCGUGUGUUGUGGGACAUUUUUGAUGUUCACGCUCUGGAUUUUUAUUUUAUUUUUUGACACAUCUCUAUUUUAAAUAGCAUUUCAAUGAAAUCAGACAGCAAAGGCCCUAGGUUUGCAGUUACCAUAUGUUAUAGUGCUGCUUCCCAGCUCCGUGGGUCUUCUCUAGCACGUAGGCACGACUUAGCAGUGCCUUGGAAGCUGAUCCUGUCUGAUCGGAGAAGACCAGCUGCAGACUCACCAUCCAACCUGCACAGCUGCUAUCUGCCUGCUUCUCCUAGUGUUUAAACACAGAGAAGAUACUUGUUAUUUUUAAUUGCAUAAAACAUCGAUCCCACUCCGAAUCCGCAUCUGGAGGACUGCUCCAGGAUUGCAUUGCAGCACCACAGUGACCUCCGAUUUAACUUUUUUUUUUUAAAAAAAUUGUCACCAAAACAGGGAAGACAAUCGAUCGUGUUGACAGGGCACCAGCCUUUCCAGAAUAGGCAAGUGCCAAACUCUCAUUCGAGACCCUUCUGAGGAGCCAGAUGUUUACAUGCCAUAGCGGGAUACCGUGCAAGGGGCUUCUAGGGGAGCCGAGAAUGGAAUGCUUCAGGGGAGAUUUGCAUUCUAAGGAGGAUGCAAGCCAGGGAAAAUGGCAGAAAGCUUAGCUAACAGGGAUAAAACACACAGAGAGGACAGAUCUAAUUCAGGAUUAACCUGAUUUUAUGCAAAGGCAGCUUACGACAAUCAGGUUAACUAGGUGUAGGAGAAUAUGCUUUCAAGGGCAAUUCCUUGAGGACCAAAAGUCUUUUCUGUUAUAUGAGAUGAUAAAGACCCUAGCAGGAGCAGAAUUUUAAACUCCGAGUUGAAGACUGUCAACAGGACAGAUGUUUCCAAAAUUCAGCAGAAUGGGGCCGAGGCUCAUCGCCAGCCUGCUGAGUCCGGUAAUAGUGCACAAUAGUAAUAAUUCAUCCAAGGACAAUGAAAGGAACCGCCUAUUCCUACCCUCUGUUCCUCCCCCAAGCUGGUUACUUCCCAUGCAGCUGUAAAAACACGGAGGUGGGCAGCCUUCAGAAGGUGCCAGCA
This is a messenger RNA of Terrapene triunguis (Three-toed box turtle), 2167 nucleotides long. It is a transcript of the gene RFLNA, whose product is annotated as refilin A. The transcript has 4 exons. The record is from RefSeq and is a predicted model, not a curated record. NCBI's taxonomy places the organism in Eukaryota, Metazoa, Chordata, Testudines, Emydidae. Gene Ontology annotation, biological process: negative regulation of chondrocyte development; skeletal system morphogenesis; negative regulation of bone mineralization involved in bone maturation. Gene Ontology annotation, molecular function: filamin binding. Gene Ontology annotation, cellular component: actin filament bundle. Bases 244 to 915 code for a protein of 223 amino acids.